Ylistrum balloti is the source of this 1746-nucleotide messenger RNA. Its product is annotated as inositol polyphosphate-5-phosphatase A-like. Gene Ontology annotation, molecular function: inositol-polyphosphate 5-phosphatase activity. Gene Ontology annotation, biological process: phosphatidylinositol dephosphorylation. The transcript is spliced from 14 exons. The record is from RefSeq and is a predicted model, not a curated record. NCBI's taxonomy places the organism in Eukaryota, Metazoa, Mollusca, Bivalvia, Pectinida, Pectinidae. The coding region runs from base 1 to 1746 and encodes 581 amino acids.
AUGGAGAUAAUGAUAGUAAAAGGAGAUAGAGAGGGUUCCUGCAUGAAGCAGUACCUUGCACUUGGGAAUUUGUACUUUAUCCAUGAGUCAAUUGAUGAUGUGAUGAUCUGGGAUUUUGUUGAUUGCAAAUUUGUACCUGUGCUUGGACGAGAGGUACUAUCAGGGAAUAUAGAGAAUGUUCAAAUUAAGGAGAAAGCCAAAUUUCCACAGGAUUUCUUCCCAGAUUUUAAAUGGUCAAGGAAAGGCUUUAUCAGAACAAGAUGGAACAUAAGAAAUUGUUUAUUUGAUCUUGUCAACAUUCAUCUAUUCCAUGAUGCAUCCAAUAUUAUUGCAAUGCAAUCAAGUCCCUCAGUAUACAGUAAUAACAGAAAAGCAGCACUCCUACAUACACUUCAGAGGUUUGAAAAGGACCAGUAUGAUAAAGUUCCCAUGUUCAUAUUCGGUGAUUUUAACUUCCGUCUAGAUGUUCACCAGCUAGUUUUGAGUUUGACCUCAAAAACCAAAACACACCAAACCAAAGGAAAGAAGGACCAAAUUGCCAAAAUAGUUUACUCAGAGGAAGGAAAUGGAAAGACUGUGCUGACAAUUGAGACUAAAGGUUUUGAUCACCAUGAUAAACAUGCAGAGGUUUUCUCAAAGAAAGCAAAAUAUUUGCGGCCCUAUGACAAGGAGAUCCAUUCCUACAAAGACAAACUGUAUGAGUUUGAUAUAUCUUUUGCACCAAGCUACCCAUUCUCAGAAGACAUCACAGAUGGUCUAUCAUAUAUGAAGACACGCUGUCCAUCAUGGUGUGACAGAAUCCUCAUGUCUAGUAGUGCCAAAAACAUUGUAGUCAAUGAAGACAAAUACCAGCCCCGAUAUGACAUCAUAGGAAAAGAAAUCUGUAUGGGGGAUCAUAAGCCAGUAUACCUGUAUCUACACAUCAAGAGAAGCCAAGGUAAUGGGCUGCCAGUGUGGGACAAAGCCACAUCCAAGAAACAACUUGUUAAGUCCCUCUCCAUCAAUGGCGAGGUGGUCGAUGUCGACCAUGUAGAGGAUAUUAACAUUCAUGACUUUGCUACAUUUGAAAAAGAGCAGCAUCUUUUACCAGAAUUCAAAAAUAGCAUUCGUCAAAAGCGUAACUCUGCCCCUGAACAAAGGUCAAAGGAUAAGUUAUUCCAACAGAUGGGCAGGAAGCCCUCAUUUCAAGAAAUAGCUAAAACCGUCCAUGCUGUUGAAAAAGUAUUGAUCCGUUGGCCUCGUAGGUCAAGAAGUCGCCAUCAUAGUUCAUCCUCAGAGGAUGAUUUAGAUGAGAAUGUUUCAUGCAGCGACAAGAAAAAGGGAAAGGUGGAUGAGGGUGAUAUUGCUGUAGAGUUAGGAGAGUCAUCCUCAGCAGGCAUUGGAGAUAUCGGCACAGACAAAUCGUCCAUCCAUACCACAACAUCAGAUAUAACCAAUACUGAUGAGUCCAAUCCUGUCACACCAGCAAAACAUACAGGGAGUCAGGCAGACCCGUCCUUCACGUCACAGGGGCACGGGUCUGCAGUGACAAUAGACAAAUCACUGCAUGAUCAAACUGUGUUGUCUUCUGUUGUGAAAACGCAUGUGCAUGAGGCUGAUGAGUGUGGCCCAAAAAAAGAGAGCCACAUCCCUUGCCCCACUUCCCUGGGCUCAGCAACAAUCCUGGUGAAAAAGAAGGGGUCCCCAAGGAAUUCUCCUCCCCAGUCCUCGACUGACCAAAGGUGCUCAUGCUGCGUCAUCUUGUGA